Galendromus occidentalis (western predatory mite) is the source of this 3037-nucleotide messenger RNA. RefSeq names its product lysosomal alpha-mannosidase. Gene Ontology annotation, cellular component: lysosome. The transcript is spliced from 19 exons. Lineage: Eukaryota; Metazoa; Arthropoda; Arachnida; Mesostigmata; Phytoseiidae. Bases 44 to 2878 code for a protein of 944 amino acids. Gene Ontology annotation, molecular function: carbohydrate binding; alpha-mannosidase activity. The record is from RefSeq and is a predicted model, not a curated record. Gene Ontology annotation, biological process: mannose metabolic process.
AGCCAUCUCAGUGUGAGAGAUACGCCGUCUUCUCCGAAGGACCAUGGCGAUCCAUGGUGGGGUCGCGUUCGUGCUGCUCUUCGCAGGCUUCAGUGCAAGUGUCACCGGAAAAUGUUCAUUCGAAAACUGUGGUCACUAUGAUAACUCAUCGUACGUCGUGCACAUCGUGCCCCACUCCCACAUGGAUCUCGGGUGGUUGAAGACCGUGCAGCAAUACUUCUACGGAACCAACGCUGGGGAGAAUAAUAUCGCUGUGAAGUUGAUUUACGACAGCGUCGUCUCUGAACUGCUGACCGAUGUGAACAAGCGAUUCAUUUUCGUGGAAACUGGAUUCUUCGAGCUCUGGUGGAACCACAGUUCGGAUGCGAGCCGAGAGUCAUUCAGGAAAUUGUUGAACAAUGGUCAAAUCGAGUUCAUUAGCGGGGGUUACGUCAUGAACGACGAGGCUGCGACCUACUACACGAACACCAUCGAUCAGAUGACCCUCGGACUCGGGAUCCUCCGGAAAACUUUCGGGGAAUGCGGAGUGAGCAGAGUCGGAUGGCAGAUCGAUCCUUUCGGACACUCAAGGGAGUUCGCUUCCCUCCUCUCCCAAAUGAACUUCGACGGGCUAUUCCUAGGUCGAAUCGACUAUCAGGAUAAAAACGCUCGCGAAGAAUCUGGCACCAUGGAAUUCUAUUGGAGGGCGUCAGAGUCGUUGCCGAAGUCCAGAUUGACGGGUGUAGUAUUAGCGAACAACUACUCGCCUCCGCCGGGCUUCUGUUUCGACAUCUAUUGCAAUGAUGAUCCGCUAGUGGAAGACAAAGAAUCCGAAGAAUACAACCUGCCGGGAAGGAUCGAAAAACUGAUGGAAUGGAUUGGGACUCGGGCUCCCUUCUUCGCUACAAACAACUUCUUGAUCACCAUGGGAAACGACUUCAACUACCACAGCGCGCACAAGUGGAUGUCGAACAUUGAUAUCCUCAUUCGCUAUGUCAAUACACGAAAGGACCUCAAGAUCAAUGGGCUACCCGUACGCUUCGAGUACUCUACCCCGAGCUGCUACCUGAAGGCGAUCCGAGGCGCGAAAUUAGCGAGCAAGGCCGACGACUUUUUCCCGUAUUCGAGCGAUCCUCACGCCUUCUGGACGGGUUAUUUCACAAGCCGACCAGCUUUCAAGUACCUAGAUCGGUUCGCCAACAACCUCUUCCAAGCCGCGAAACAGCUGGCCGCGAUGGCGGGUCUCGGUGGCGGACGCCUCAGUGGCCUGAGUCGUGCUCUGGCCGUCGAUCAACACCACGACGCGAUUACCGGCACCGCGAAGCAAUUCGUGAACGACGCGUAUACGCGAUCAACCUUGAAGGGCUUCAACGAAGCGAGAGAUGUUAUUGCUGAGGCCUUCGUCAGCCUCAGCCGGAACGAUGCGGGACCGAUCGUUUUCUGCAAGUCCUUGAAUGUCUCCGAAUGCGACGAGAUCGACGGAAUGCUCCGGAACGGAGGGAUCACUGUGAACGCCUACAACCCGUCUUCCCAGCUCGUUCGAACAUUCUUACGAAUCCCGACCACUGAUGGGGAAGAAGCCUUCAGUGUUACGUUCUGCCCAUACCGAAGAGUGUUAUUUGCUCUGCCCGAAAGAUCGGGGAAAGCUACCCACGAAAUAGUGUUCCCCAUCGAAAUCGGAGCACAUGCUUUCGAGUCUGUCAGCAUCAAGCCCAAGAAAACGAGCUGGGCCUCGGAAUUCCCGUCGGAAGUCGAGGUUCCUACCUACAGAAGGCUAAGACCCGGAAAGCGGGAAUUCGUUGAGAGACGAGGAGACACCGAAUUAAGAAUCCAUCCGACGCGAGGUCUGGUGAGGAUGACUAUGAACGGAGUGACGAUCAAUGCAACGGCGGGAUACUACUACUACGAGAGUCACGCUGGAGACAACCACGAUUUCGGUCACAGAGCGAGUGGCGCCUACAUCUUCCGACCCAACGUCUCAAGCCCUGUACCACUUCCGAUCACCUCACAAGAAAUAAUCAAGGGCAAGACUGUCACCGAAAUCCACAAUACCUACACGGAUUGGCUCUCUGAUGUCAUCAGGAUGACAGGCGACGGCAAGGUCGAGGUGGAAUGGGUGAUUGGUCCCAUUCCCGUGGCAGACAAAGUUGGCAAAGAGAUUAUCUGGAGGAUGGACACGGAUAUAGACUCCGGGAGCGAGUUCUUCACUGACAGCAAUGGACGAGAAACUUUGAAAAGAACUCGCGACUCCAGACCGACGUGGGACGUGUCGCUUGAGGAACCGGUCGCGGGGAACUACUAUCCCGUCAACACCAGGAUCGCCAUAAGGGACAAGGACGCGGAAACCACGGUGCUCACCGACCGAUCAGUCGGCGGUUCGAGCCUACGAUCCGGGCAAAUCGAAAUCAUGCUGCACAGACGGUGUCUCUUCGAUGAUGCUUUUGGUGUCGGUGAAGCCCUCAAUGAGCCUGGCUACGAUGGGGAAGGAUUGAGAAUCCGUGGAACUCACACCAUCGUCGUGCAGACACCCGAUGAAUUCGACGCUCGGUCGGCCAGCAUAAAUCUCGCUCUAAAACCGAUCGUGGUCUUUUCCAAGGAGCCAUUGGAGACUUCCCAAUCCAGGAUAAAUGUUACGACACUCCCCGAUAUUGUGCAGCUAUUGUCUUUCGAACAGCUGGCCGAGAAUGAAUUCCUCGUCAGGCUCGAGAAUAAGUUGGAACGCCGCGCCGGGGCCGGAACGGUCACGGUCGACUUCCCCGCGCUGUUCAAUGAUCGCAUCGAAAACGUGAAGGAGACAUUCUUGGCUGCCAACAUAGAUCGCCCGUCAAGAACGGGAGCCAUUCGGAGUGUUCGCCUCUACCCUAUGGAGAUCAGAACGUUCCUCGUGACCCUCAAGUAAGGAUUCCUUCGAGACGGCGCGGUGGAGUCAUCUCACGAGUUUCUUCUAUCUCUGACGCUCAACUCCAUUGCAACACACUCGAGAACAAAGAUAGACUAUUUUCGAUUAAUUAAAAGUCAAUAAAAUGUAGCCGACAUUCCUGUGCUCGGUUCCCCUUAA